Molecule: messenger RNA, 3913 nt
Organism: Sarcophilus harrisii (Tasmanian devil)
Lineage: Eukaryota; Metazoa; Chordata; Mammalia; Dasyuromorphia; Dasyuridae
Gene: GPC4
Product: glypican 4
Biological process (GO): regulation of signal transduction; regulation of protein localization to membrane; cell migration
Cellular component (GO): synapse; cell surface; plasma membrane
Source: RefSeq, a predicted model, not a curated record
UGCCGCGCCCCCGGCCGUGCUCCGCUCUGCCCCCCCCCCCCGCCCGGCUCCCCAGCCAUCGCCCGCUCCCAGCCAUGGCCCGGCUGCCCCUCCCGUCGCUGCUCUGGCUGGCCGCCCUCAGCCUCAGCCUCCUGGCCGCCGAGCUCAAAUCCAAAAGUUGCCUGGAAGUGCUUCAGGUCUACGUCUCCAAGGGCUUCAACAAAAACGAUGCGCCCAGUAACGAGAUCAACGGCGAUCAUCUGAAAAUCUGUGCUCAAGGUUAUACAUGCUGCUCUCAAGAAAUGGAAGAAAAGUAUCGACAGCAGAGCAAAGAGGAUUUCCGUAGUGCUGUUGGGGAGCAUUGCAACGCUCUUCAGAACAUGUUCGCUUCCCGGUACAAGAAAUUUGAUGAAUUCUUCAAAGAGCUACUUGAAAACGCUGAGAAAUCCUUGAAUGACAUGUUUGUGCGAACCUACGGUCGCUUGUACAUGCAGAAUUCUGAGCUCUUUAAAGAUCUCUUCGUGGAAUUGAAGCGGUACUACGUCGGGGGCAAUGUGAACCUGGAAGAAAUGCUCAACGACUUCUGGGCCCGCCUUCUGGAGCGCAUGUUUCGCCUUGUGAAUCCCCAGCACCAUUUUACAGAUGAGUACUUAGAGUGUGUGAGCAAGUACACAGAACAGCUGAAGCCCUUUGGGGACGUGCCACGGAAACUCAAGUUACAGGUGACCCGGGCCUUUGUCGCCGCCCGAACAUUUGCCCAAGGUCUGGCCGUCGCAAGAGACGUGAUCAACAAAGUGUCUGUGGUCAAUCCCACACCUUCCUGUUCACAUGCCCUCCUGAAAAUGACCUACUGUUCCCACUGCCGUGGCCUGGUGACCGUGAAGCCUUGCUCUAACUACUGUUCCAACGUCAUGAGAGGCUGUUUGGCCAACCAAGGAGAUCUGGAUUCGGAGUGGAACAAUUUCAUAGAUGCUAUGCUGAUGGUAGCAGAGAGACUCGAGGGGCCCUUUAACAUCGAGUCGGUCAUGGAUCCCAUUGAUGUGAAGAUAUCCGAUGCAAUUAUGAACAUGCAGGAAAAUAGCGUGCAGGUGUCUCAGAAGGUCUUCCAAGGCUGUGGACUUCCCAAGGCCCUCCCAGCAGGCCGAGCCUCUCGUUCCGUUCCCGAGAGCGGCUUCAGCGCCCGGUUUCGGCCAUACAAUCCAGAGGAACGACCAACGACGGCUGCCGGCACGAGCCUGGACAGACUGGUUACAGAUGUGAAGGAGAAGUUAAAGCAGGCCAAAAAAUUCUGGUCUUCCCUCCCGAGCACCAUGUGUAAUGAUGAGAAGAUGGCACCCGAGCAUAUCAGUGAGGACGAGUGCUGGAAUGGAAAUGCAAAGAGCAGGUAUCUCUUAGCAGUGACUGGAAACGGAUUAGCCAAUCAGGGAAAUAAUCCCGAGGUUGAAGUCGACAUCACCAAGCCAGACAUGGUGAUCCGCCGCCAAAUCAUGUCCCUCCAGAUAAUGACCAGCAAAAUGAAGAACGCCUACAACGGCAAUGACGUGGACUUCAUCGAUAUCAGUGAUGAAAGCAGUGGGGAAGGCAGUGGUAGCGGCUGUGAAUAUCAGCAUUGCCCUUCAGAGUUUGAGUUCAACGUGACCGACAGUGUGGGGAAAACGGUGGUUCAUGGUAAAAAUGCGGGCGAAAAGUCGGCCGCCAGUACCGUUUGCUGGUCUCGUGCUGCCCAGGCCCUUUGCCUCUUGUUCUUGGCUGUGCAAAGACAAUGGAGAUAAUUCAACCACUUUGAACAACAGACUUUCACUACCCAUGCUAAAAGGCACGCCAGUUUUCACUUUUUAUGCCAUCCUAGUGACUUGGCUUUAUAAAUUAAUGGACAACUGUGUACAGUUUUUACUUUUAUGGCCAUUGGUUUAAUUAAAAUGGCAACCUGGUUUUUUUUUUUUUCAAUUCACUGUUUUGGGUGGGUCAGAGGAAGACUUAGAGUCCGUCCUGCCCACCCUAGAAGCAUUGUUCAACGUGGCUGACAAAGUGUAUAUACCAAGCUGUAGCUAGCUGUGCGUUUGUUUGAAUCACUCUAUUGGUUUUUUGUUUUGUUUGCGGGGUCAUUUGCUUCUUUUUUUUUCUUCCCUUUCUUUCCAUUUAAGAUCUCACUGCAUUUCUGAAAAGAAAACCGGGGUCCCCCCUCGGCCCGAGAGGAGCCUACCUUUCGGAAAUCCGCAUCUGCGGGACGGGGCCAGGUUUUCCUUAGCAUAUUCAGAAUGAAACGAAACAAAACAAAAAACACCCGGCCAGCAGAAAGAUGUUUUACACAGCAACAUUUCCAUUUAGCCACAUUAUGGUAGUUGCUUUAUCUGGAGAGAAGUGGAAGGUAAUUUGUUUUCUAUUAUACAGUAGAGCCAAAUGUGAAGGCAUAAUUGGCUAGGGAGCCAUAUGCCCGAUUGUAUAAAGCAUUAAUGCCAGGAACAGGUUAUAUAGACUUCAUUUAUAGCUGGUUAUUGGAAGAGGCUGCUGAGUCCAGUUUUGCAUAAGCUAAGAUCUGUGGGCCAUUCCCUGAAAUCUCUUGUAAUUAAAGUGAAACUCAAGUGAGUUUUCCCAUUCGAUCUCAAUUCAAUUCAACAAGCAUUUACUAAGCAUCUAUCAUGCACCUAAUGCCCGUGCUAGACACUGGGGAUACCUGGCCAAAGUGCACCGGCCCUUGCCCUCAAGGAGUUUACAGUCAAUUGUGGGCUUUACGAGGGGAAAAUGGCUGCAUGGAUAAGUAAAUAAACUAAUUUUCAGAAGAGGGUGCUAGCCAAGUGGAAGGAUUGAGAUAGUUCUCCCUUCUAAAGCUUAAGGCAUUCAGUAUGUCUCAACCUCAUUUUUUUUUUAUUUUUUAAACACCAACUUGGACAAGUAGCAACAGUCACAUGGCCUUGUAGGACUCCUGGCCCUGUCCUUAUCGGGAGGGGAUGAAUUUGAAAUGGUUAGUAUUAGAGUAGGGAUGGCCUUGACACAGGCUCAUUCUCUUCCCCCAUCCCCUUCUGGACCAAGGUCACGGAUUUUAUAUUUGGCUAGCAGUGAUAAGGGGGACCUCCUUAAUCCAGUACUGGAGGAGGAGGAAGAAAGACAAAGCUAUCUCUGAUCCAAGGUAACGAUUGAGCCCACAACCUCGGCCUUGAAGCAGCAUGGAUUGUGGGCCUAAGUCAGCAUUCGUUUGCAAAUGCUUGUAUGAAUUUAAUUGAGAGCUCUUCAGUCUCAGAGAUUGUAAGGCGGCUUAAUCGAGGGUUUCCCCCCUCUCUCUGCCGCCCUGGUCCUCUGUUUAAUAAGCCAGUGGUACGGUACAGCAGCCGUGUUGCAGCCAACAAAUCUGAAACCAUUUUAGCACGACCUUAGUGCCCAGUUCUGGAGAACUAGGUAGAGCCGAUAGACCACACCUCACAGGUGAUCUGCAGUGCUUAGGGCACCUUGGGAAAGGCUCUUCUUUCUCUCGGCCUGUCAAUAGAAUAACCACAGCCUCAACUCCAGAAGAACCCUUUCUUCUUAUCCCCAGAUCGGAGUGAAGGCCGAGUGGCAACUCGUAAGAAUAUGAAAGAUGUAAUAGAUCGCCUUCAUAGUAGUUAGCAAGUUCUCAGAAAAACUAAAAGUGAUCUGCAAGUCUCUUCCAGUUUUCAACACCCAUUAGGAACCUAACCAAUGAUAGAGAAUCUAGAAACUAGAAAGAGGUUUGUUGGUCAUUGUGCAUACCUUUGGUCAUGUGAGAAUAAUUCUCUAUUUUUAUAUUGAAGCAUAAUUACUUGAUAGCUCAGGGUCAACAUUUCAUUCACCGUUUUACACUAAAUGUCUGCAAAAUGGGGAAAAUGGAAUAUUUGGGGCUGUUGUAAACAGAGGCUUAAUUUUAUUAGAUGUAGCCAGUUAUUUAUUAAAGCAUGAUGUUAAUAAAAAUAGGCAUAUUCCA